AACCAAGGAAGUGAAACGAGUGCAGCCAAAGCUUUUGUUUUCGGUUCUUGUGAACAAACUUCAGACGAGUCGGUUUCACACCCACAGUUUAAACAGGCACCAUGAGUGACUCCCCUGUCAACACACUGGUUCUGAUCGGGGUGGGCUCCAGCUUUGCCUUCUCCAGCCUGUUUUAUCAUUUGUAUCAAGAGAAGAAGAAGGAGCUGGAAAAGCUGAAGGAAAUACCUCUUUUCAAACCAGACCAACAUCUGGUCCAUGUACUGAAAGCAUCGCCCCACAAGAGACUCCAGUAUGUUGCUGUGGAAGGUCUGGUCCAGGCAGACGCGGAGCCUCUGGCCAGCCGGUUUGUCCCACGAUGCUUUGGUGUGAUUCAGAAGAUCGCUGUGGAGGAACACUGGAAAUACUGGAACAGCCUCACCAGCACGUGGAAUUCUCGGACAGUGAAUAAGAAAGAGACCAGCAACUCUGUGCCCUUCAGUCUGAUCAGCCCUGGAGCCUACAUGACUGACAUGUACGUGAAAGUGCAGAACCCUCUGGAGGCCUGCGGCUGCCCCCUGGAGAGGGUCUACCACAAAUUAAGACGUUCUGAGGAGAGCUUGGUGAACCUGGCACUGCAGGGCCUCAGUGGGGAGAAACCCGUGGCGAUGGAGGAGAGCGAGGAGCUGCUGCGGGUGGGGAGCGUCCUGACUGGGUUCGGGGAGGUGGUGCUGGAGGGAGGCCAGGUGAUGAGGCUGCAGGCGCCGCAGGACCACCGCAAAUACAUGCUGGUGGCCACUGACUACAAGAGCUUUAUAGACAGGCACGAGAGUUCAGCCAGCAUGUGGAAGACGCUCACUGCUGUCACCGGCCUCACGGGGGCGUCUCUUCUAGCAGGGGUCAUUUACAACUUAGUAGGAAAACAGGAUGACAGGUCAAAGUAGGCUUCAAGAGGAGGAUCUUGCAGGUUGGACAACUGCUGAAGCUGUGUCACAGUUUUUUGGGUGUAAAACGGAUUCAGGUGUUUUGUCAAGUUGGCUUCACGUCACAUUUCUGAUUUGGGAUAUUUUGGAUAAAGAUGCUGUCGCAGGUUUAGAUUUGUUUCUAACUACGGUGGCCGUGAGGGGCAAAACACAUCAAUAUUGGCCGAAACAGUUGUAAAAUAGAAAACUUGAUACAAUAUCAAUAAUUAUAACAAUAUUAUGUGCAUCAAUGUAACAAAGGUUCAAAAUGCUUCAGUAAAUCGACCAUGCAUUGUGUAAGCAGUGAGGAGGUAUAACACAAAGUCUGUUUGUCAUUCUCUGCUGAUAAAGAGUUUAAAACCACAACCCUCACUCAGGAGCAAAAGUCAGUCUUUAAACUUAACAGAAAUAAUAAUAAUGAUGCAACAUUUAUUGUGAUAAUUAUCGAUACUGAUUGAAAUGUUUUGUGGCCAUAUCGUCCAGCCCUGAUGUCUUACAAAACAUAUUAACAAAACCUAAAACAGCAGCAAAGGAUAGCAAGCAACAGUGUUUCUUGUUUGUGAUCAGACAGAUCCCAAAUCAAUGUGUUGUCUGUUACACCGUGUACUUAUUAUUACUCGAGGCUUGUUGGGUUUUGCCCCUCAGAGCCUCCAAACUAAUCCGACCACUUCAGAAAAGUGUAAAAACGUGUUCGAUCUUUCUCUGUGCUUAGUCUCCUCAACCUGAUGAUGUGAACAAAGUCUUGUAACUGUUGGACUAUGUUUCCU
Molecule: messenger RNA, 1705 nt
Organism: Paralichthys olivaceus (Japanese flounder)
Lineage: Eukaryota; Metazoa; Chordata; Actinopteri; Pleuronectiformes; Paralichthyidae
Gene: mul3
Product: mitochondrial E3 ubiquitin protein ligase 3
Biological process (GO): organelle organization; protein ubiquitination
Molecular function (GO): ubiquitin-protein transferase activity
Source: RefSeq, a predicted model, not a curated record